Messenger RNA from Fusarium pseudograminearum CS3096, 1071 nucleotides. RefSeq lists its product as uncharacterized. Gene Ontology annotation, molecular function: zinc ion binding; L-iditol 2-dehydrogenase (NAD+) activity. NCBI's taxonomy places the organism in Eukaryota, Fungi, Ascomycota, Sordariomycetes, Hypocreales, Nectriaceae. The record is from RefSeq and is a predicted model, not a curated record. The coding region runs from base 1 to 1071 and encodes 356 amino acids. Gene Ontology annotation, biological process: D-sorbitol catabolic process. The transcript has 3 exons.
AUGGCUGAAACAAACCCUUCUUGCUUACUAUACGGUCCUGGGGAUGCCAGGUUUGAAGAUAGACCAUUCCCUCAUAUCGAGGACCCGCACGAUGUUAUUGUCAAGAUUGCAUACACAGGUGUCUGCGGUAGCGAUGUCCAUUUUUGGACCGAAGGUGGUUUUGCAAGAAAGGUCAGCCAGCAACAGCCUCUCGUGAUGGGCCACGAAGCUUCAGGCAUAAUUCAUCAAGUCGGCCCAGCAGUUUCCCAACUCGAGCCGGGCGAUCGUGUGGCUAUAGAACCAGGUUUCCCCUGCAAAAGUUGCAAUUACUGCAAGUCCGGACGAUACAAUCUGUGCCGCAAGAUGAAGUUUGCUGCAGACCCUCCAUUCACUCACGGGACACUUUCUCGAUUCUUCAAGAUCCCUGAGGAUUUUGCCUACAAGAUCCCCGACUCCAUUAGUCUCGAGGAAGCUGUUCUUGUGGAGCCGCUCGGCGUUGCUGUUCAUGGCGUUCGCCUAGCUGAUAUACGACCUGGCCAGAAUGUCAUUGUACAAGGAGCUGGAACUGUCGGAUGUCUUACUGCAGCAACCGCAAAGGCUUAUGGGGCUAAGACUGUUGUUAUCACAGACAUCAACCCUGAGAAGCUUUCCUUUGCGAAAGGUGUUGUAGAGUGCCACACGUUCCAGCCCCAAUUAGACGCAACGCCUGAACAAGAGGCUGCUAGGCUGAAGCAAGAGGCAGGUUUCGAUUUAGGCGCCGAUACCGUGCUCGAAUGCACUGGGGUUGAAACAUCAGCACAUACUGGCAUCUUGGCUCUGGCACCAGGCGGCGUUUUUGUGCAAAUCGGACUGGGCAAACCCAUACAGUCUUUGCCUAUCCAUUCUAUGUGCGAGAAAGAGAUGACCAUGAAGACUUGUUUCCGUUACGGUCCUGGUGAUUUUGAAAUUGCUCUCGAGCUGCUUGAAUCACGUAAGGUGUCCGUUUCGUCAUUUAUAAGCAGUAUUGCACCAUUCGAGAAGGCACCUGAGGCGUGGGUUAGAACUAUGAAAGGAGAGGGAAUUAAGAAUCUCAUCAAGGGAGUGGAGGGUUGA